UGACCUGAUGUUCUGUCUGAAACUCUGCCGGUCUGUCUGGAGUGAGUCCAUCCUGUGGAUCCCCUCUUUGCACCUUUGGUAGAAGCUGUGGAUGCAGGCUGAAAGGCAACAUGAUUGACUAUGAGCGUCCCUCUCCAUUAGGCUUCGGGCCGGCUGGGAGGAGUGUGUUGGUUCCUGAGCUCCCAGCACACACAUAUACACACACUCUGACAGCCAUGCCUCAGAGAUACUCUCACCAGAGGAGGAAAGCCAGCACAGCGGCUGCUAGGAGGAUGGAGAGGAGACGCAGGGACCAGGGGAAAAUCAGCAACAACAACAACCCAACCGGCAACCACAACCACCGCUCCAAGAAGCUGGCCAUGCUCUCCAGAUCCCUGAUCCUGUGUCACUCUAAGACUACUGAUGACUGUGUAGAAGAGAGGCAUGCUGGGGAAGUGUCAGAUGGGUGCAGGACAUGGGGUCCAAGCUGGAGGACGGACGUGGCUGCUGGGGAUCAUACAGGGUACAGAAAUACAGACAAUGGACACUGUAGGACGACCCAGCAAUCGACCCUGGAGAAAAGAGGAGGCAGUAAGGCAGAUGAUCAGCUGCACCAUACCACUACACUCAGGGAGAAUAAGAGGAGCAUAAGGAGGUCCUUCAGCAUCAAGGAGAGUAGUAUCUGGAGAAUGUGUGUAGCCACAGGACCUGCUGAGGAGGUGUGUGGACCACAAAUGGCUGAUAACAGCGUCCAGACGGAGGACAAAGACACUAAUGUGGAGCCAGGGAGGAAUGGAGGGAACCUACACAGAGGCUGCAGCUUCCUGAGCCCAGACAAGCUGGCACCCUUUAACGGACAGUUUCUAAAUGGCAGUGCUUGGAUGGAGGGGGAGGGAACGAGGAGUGUUCACAUUAAAGCCUAUAGUGAGGACAUUUCCACAUGUGAGGACACUGUCCAUACGCGUGGUCUGACCACAAGCCCACAGCACUCGGUUUUCUUUUCCCCAUCUGAUCCCCUGUCGUUGCCUGGAUACACAGAUGAAGAGCUUCUAGCCAACAAUAACCACCUGAAGUUACCCAUCCCAGAGGUGAAUGAGGAGAAAUGCUGGGAAUCAGAGAAGACUGAGCAGAGCCCAUCAAGACAGCCAGCCAGCAACAGGACACGGUCCAAUUCAACCAGUGUUCAGCCGUACUGGAUUGGGGAUUUGGACAGCAUCAUCAUGAAGACUCCAGAGCUGUAUACCAGUCACCCUCAUGGGAACGGUGGUUUAUAUGGAAACAGGAAGUCUCUGUCCCAGCAGUUGGAGUUUCCUCACACCACAACACAGCCUGUGCACCGUCCCUCCCGCUCUCUCAGCUCUGCCCAGCUGGUCCACUCCUGCAGCAACGUGCAGGCCUUCAUAAUCUGUAAUAUUGUGCUCAUGAAGGGACACGGCAAGGGUCUGGGCUUUAGUAUUGUGGGUGGGAGAGACAGCAUGUAUGGACCAAUGGGGAUCUAUGUCAAAACCAUUUUCGCCGGAGGGGCAGCAGCUGCUGAUGGACGACUGCAGGAGGGUGAUGAGAUCCUGGAGCUGAAUGGAGAGUCUCUGCAUGGUUUGACUCAUGAUGAAGCUCUGCACAAGUUCAAACAAAUCAAAAAGGGUCUGUUGACUCUAGUGGUGAGGACCAGCCUACGUAUGGGGGCACUGUGUGGUCAAGUGCAGGUAGCUCAGCUGUGCAGGUCCAGGUCCCUCAGCUCCACCACAGGCAUGGCGAGGGUCAGUGCUGACAUGGGAGACUACAACUACCUGAACAACACCUGCAGUAACACGCUGAGUGUCCCGGUUCAGUCUGCUAAACCAAGAGACCGUAUCAUGAUGGAGAUCAUCCUGCAGAAAGAGGCUGGCGUUGGUCUGGGUAUUGGACUGUGCUGUGUUCCAUCUGGUGACGGAUGCCCUGGCAUCUACAUCCACACGCUCUCUCCUGGAUCUGUAGCACACAUGGAUGGUAGACUCAGGUGUGGAGAUGAGAUCAUGGAGAUCAAUGACACUGUGGUUUACAACAUGGUGCUGAAUGACGUGUACACAGUCCUGAGCCAGUGCACACCAGGUCCAGUCCACAUCAUCAUCAGUCGCCACCCCGAUCCCAAAGUGUCAGAGCACCAGCUGAAUGAUGCCAUUGCUCUGGCAGUGGAAAACAGCAAACUGAGAAAGGAUAAGAGCCAGUGGAGUAUUGAUGGCCUGCGCAGGCUGGACUCCUGCUCUCACAGCCGGCAGAGGUGUCAGCACUGUCUGGAGAGGAGUUUCAGUCAGCUCACGGUUCGACGGGCUCAGAGGACCAUGACCCGCUCCUGCAGCGACAACACCAGCAGCCAGCAACACAGCCGCUGCCUCACCAUCCACAACCUCCACAACACACACCAUAACCCAUCCACUCGUGUCCACAGCCUAGACACACCAAAGUCCAUGACAGACACAUGGUCUGACAACAGACUGUCAGUGCCUGUGUAUCCUGAUGAAGACUACAACAUCCCAUACAACUCUGCUACUGCCAGCCUCUCCAGUCAGCAGGCCCUGGAUCUGGCCUUCAGGGGCAACAAGUCCAACAACAGGGUGCGGGCUGCUCCACGUCGGUACUGCUGGCCUCAGGAUGUGACCAGUGAGGAGGGUUACAAUGGAGACUCCAGUGGUUCCAGCAGAGGGUCCCCAGUUAGAGACGACGGACUGGAGCCCUCAUCACACGGCAGCUGCCAGCAGGAAGGAGAACGAAUAAGAGAACAGUCAGAGGGGAGCAAAGAAGAUCUGACCCAUCCAGGCUCUGCAGCCUGCACCGACGACAGACUGCACAUAGGUGAUUCAUCAGCGGUGCUCUGCUCACAGCCAAAGAGAGGAGCUCUGAGGAGGCAGGCUCGUGUCGAACAACAUACCCAAGAGCAGCCACAGGAUCCCUGGGUUCGCCUUUCAGACAGUUCCCCUGAAGAACCGCCUGAGAUCCACCACCAACACACUGCAGACAACACCCAGCCUGUCAGCAUCCACAGCAAACCUGCCACUAUGAGUGACGAAGAGAACGCCGCCGAGAUCAAUGGCACAACCACAGAUGUGACUUCAGAUCCUCCGUCCAGCAUGACCCCUGAAAACGAGUCCGAAACUAUUCCGGAGUUGAAGAAGGGUCCCCCGGUGGCACCCAAACCUGCCUGGUUUCGCCAGAGUCUGAGGAAAAUUCGAGACGAGCAGGACCAGAAGAAGCAAGCUAAACCUGCAGAGCAGAGGCCUUCUGUGGGUUCCAACAGGAGCUUUGGAGUCAGAUCCGCUUCAUCUGGAGCCAACCUGUCAAUCAAACAGAAGAUCCACUCAUUUGAGACUUUUUCCAGUCCAGGGAGUCCAGAGAAGGGAAAUGGAAGGGUCCACAGGCCUCCCGUGGCCCCUUCCACCUCCCUUCCUCCAAUAGAGAAGGAGUCCAGGAGUCGCCGUGUUUCACAUGAAGGUUGUGGGGACAGCAAGCAUGAAAUCCCUGAAGAGAUCCAGUCAAACCAGUCUUCAUCUGUUCAGGAGACAGACAACACUGUCUCUGCCUCACCCUCUACCAUCACCUCCUCCUCUUUUGAAGCUUGUAGUCAAACAACAGCAAAAGUCUGUGAAGAUGAACCUCCCUCCAGCCAGACCCCCACAGAUCUGCCACCCUCUGACACCGUCAGCACUGAUCUGGACUCUGGGAUGAAUGAUUCUCAUUCAGUUCCAGCCCAUGAUGACAGCAGUGUCUCACCAUCCAAACAAGAGUCUGAGCUGGAGAGAGCGGAUCAAAGCAGGGUCCCACCCCCUGAGACAUCUGUGAGAUCCAGUCACGAUGAAGAGGAAAGUCCUCCAGAGGGGACGGAAGAGGACGUAGCACAGAGCCAAGGAAAGCUGCAGAGCCCAACUCUGAGUGCUGGUCUACCUGCAGACAGUAACUCCACGAGAGGCUUGGAGGAAGAGGGUUUAGGGAAAAUUAUCGCCUUCAGUAACCAGGUUUCACAAGCACUGAUGCGCUCUCUGCCAACGUCCUCCAGCCACAGUAACCCUCGCUCCUCAAACCAGCAGGACCCCUCUGCACCGGAUUUGACGAACCCUGAGGAGAGUGAGGCUGCUGCAGACGGCAGCGACAGAGGCUUCUCUGUCAGCCUGGCCACACUGAGAGAGUGCACCAUCGAGAGAGGGGAGGGGGGAUCUCACGACGAGCCAGGAGUCACUUCUGCUUGUGCUCACUCUGUCAUCUCAGCCAUCCCUUCACAGGAAAUACAGACGUUGAUCGAGGAAGUCUCAACCUUGGAUGAAGACACACUGAAGCAACUGGUGGACAUCCAUGUUGUGAUUCUACAUAAAGAGGAGGGAGCUGGUCUGGGCUUCAGCAUCGCUGGAGGGUCUGACCUGGAGAGCAAAGCUCUGACAGUCCACAAAGUGUUUCCCAGCGGCCUGGCAGCUCAGGAGGGCACCAUUCAGAAAGGAGACGAGGUGUUGUCUAUAAAUGGACAAACACUGCGUGGUGUCACUCAUGCUGAUGCCACCGCUGCUCUGCGUCAGGCCCGCUCUCUGAAUCUGGCUGUGGUGGUCGUCUGCAAGAGAACAGAGGAGGAAGCCAGAGAGGGAGGAGGCUGCAGGAGAGAGGAGCCCACCCCUGCAGUGGAGGAGCAGGGACCUCCGGUGAGUGUGGAGCUGGAGAAAGGAGCUGGAGGAGUUGGUUUUACUCUGGAGGGAGGAAAAGGCUCCAUCCAUGGAGACAGACCUUUAGUCAUCAACAGGAUCUUCAAAGGAGGAGCCGCGGAGCAGAGCGGUCUGCAGUGUGGAGACGAACUGCUGCAGGUCCAGGGAGUCAGUCUGCAGGACAUGACACGCUUUGAGGCCUGGAACAUGAUCAAGGCUUUACCUGAAGGAACCAUCACGGCGGUGAUCAGGAGGAGGCAGGGAGCGGCAGAAUGAGACACAGCUGCUGGGAGCUGCUCACACAUGAAGAAAGAAAAAGAAAGCAAAACAAUUAACAGCACUUGAAGCACAUCAGUGUUGACCUUCAGUCAGUGUGGUUCACCUUUCACUGAAUGGAUUUCUAUUUUUUUCUAAUUUGACUUUUAUGCCUACAUAGUAAAAGUGUAUUAAAGGGUCAGUUCACCCAAUUGCCCCAUAAAAUCCACAUCUUCUUACUUACCCCUGAUGCUCCCUACCUUCAGUAGAAAUAGUUUCAGUGAUAGCUCUAUAGUUCUGAACAGAACCGCAGAGCCUGAGCAGUGUCAUGCACACAGAGACAUAAAUCACGCUCUGAAAUGAAUCAUUUGCGUGCACAGUCCAUUCAUUGUUGUCCCUGAAUCAUUGAAUUUGUGCUCUUGAAUCAAGUCAAAGGUAAACACACUGGUGUUCAACAGGAAAACACGCAAAAAUCCUAACUUUAGAAACUAACUUAAGCAGCUCAUGUGGAUCAGAUGGUCCAAAGUCUGACAACGACCACCGUUCAUUCUGUGUUAGGCCACACAGUGGAGUAUGUGCAGCUGACUGAUUGCAGCCCAUGCUGGCCAGUAUUAGUGAAACACUUAAUGUUGACCCCACAUGGACCAAUGUAACAAAUGUGAUAGCCACCAUCAUUAAUGUGAAGUAAUGAAUGAGGAAUGUGGAGGCACAUCAGAUCCAAAACACAGCUGAUGGCCUGCAGCCAACACAGUAACAGGUGUUUUACCUUUGACAUCCAUUCAAUACAAUGUUAAAAUGUUAACGUCAUGUUUGAUGCAAACAACAGAAGUCAUUCGAGAGCGUGAAACAGUCAUCAGUGCACAUGAAUUAUUCACUCAAAAGAAAGACUGUUUUCUUUCUUAGCUGAAGGAACAGAGUUAAGGCGUCCUCAGAAAUCUUUUCUUUCUUCAUGCUCACUCUAAAAUGAGGUGGUGAAUACAGUCUUUUCUUAAGAUAAAUGGUAUAUUUUGUUUAUAUUAGCCACGACUGUAAGAUGCAGUAAAACAAGUUUAGGUAAAAAUAGAAAAAAUAAAUAAUAAUAAUAACAAAUUGGGUAAAUAGCUUUGGAAAGCCAACACAUGCUUCAAAUAUUAUUUCAUUCCACAGUAGUGAAGUGAACUGAACAGUUUCACCCACUCUGUCCUUCACAGUAUGACACAGCGAGCCACAGAUCAGACCAUGUGAGCCACUUAACAUAUCAUGAAAGGCUGAUUUUGGCUAAUAAGAGGCAGGUGGUUCUCCCCUCGCUACAGCAGCUGCCUCACAGCUCUGUGUGAAAGUCUAGAAAACGGUUCAGUCUGAUUCCGUUCAGACGUUUGCACAGAUCUGAAGGAGAAGGGAAGAGCUGCAGGAGACAGGCAUGAUAAAAGCAACACCUGCAAUUCACACAACAAUUCAUCCCAAUACAAAAGCCCCCGCAACAACUCUGUGCUGCUCUUGUACUGGACCUGAUUAAGAUUGCGAUGCAUUCAAGUACAUCUGUUCAUCAGGUGUUGUUUGGAAAAAAUCAAAAAACAAAAACAAAUAAAUAAGCAGUCAGUGUAAAGGAAGAGAAUCUUAUAUAUUAGAGUAAAUGUCUAUUUUUCUCAGCAGUGGUCGUGUAUGUAUGUGGAAGCAGAUCAAACACUGUUAAGCACUUUUGUUGACUCAGUAGCUUUGAGUUUGACCCUUUUACCAUUUCACAAAGUUUUCAGUCAAACCAACCUCAGCUGGAAUGUUACAGAGCUGUGUUUGUGUCUCAGUCCUGAGCAGGUGACAGGACAUUUACAGCUCAGAGGAAGAUUUUUUUUUUUUUUCUUUUUUUCUUUGCAAGCACAUAAAUUAAAUUUUGGGGAGAAACCAUCACUCAGUCCCCUCUGUGCUCAAUAAAUGCAUUUGUGCGUUUAUUACAUCCACAAAAGCACACAAUAAGAACACAGACGACAGACACUAUGAGCAGGUGUCCAAGGGUUUGACAUUUCAUAGAGCAGGGAAUCGAGAGAGGGACAGAGAGAGAGAGAGAGAGAGGGCAGAUGUGCAUUUUUAACACUGAAGCUUUAUUGAACAUAGAGCAGAUUUCUUUUCUCAAAUUAAAAUCUUGGCAUGGUAAUAAUUUCUCUGCAAAAUAUAACCUAUGUGCAUGCAGUCUCUCACCAGGUUUAUAAAAUGUGCAGGAUUAAGACACAAACAUAACACCACAGACCCACAAAACAUGUUUUUGAUGAAGGUACACUCAAAAGAAAAAUCACAAUUUAAAAAAACAAAAAAAAACAAAACUAUGUUUAUAAAAUGAGUUACAUCUGCUGUAAGAAUUCAAAAGAACUUGUAUAAAACUGUUCAAAACUG
Molecule: messenger RNA, 7256 nt
Organism: Toxotes jaculatrix (banded archerfish)
Lineage: Eukaryota; Metazoa; Chordata; Actinopteri; Toxotidae
Gene: il16
Product: interleukin 16
Exons: 26
Coding region: 111-4913 (1600 amino acids)
Biological process (GO): leukocyte chemotaxis; induction of positive chemotaxis
Molecular function (GO): CD4 receptor binding; cytokine activity
Source: RefSeq, a predicted model, not a curated record